Periconia digitata is the source of this 1861-nucleotide messenger RNA. Lineage: Eukaryota; Fungi; Ascomycota; Dothideomycetes; Pleosporales; Periconiaceae. The record is from the annotation of a GenBank genome assembly.
UCCAUGACGAGGAUCCCCCGGGCGGACGACAAAUGUUGUUAUUUGUCGAUUUGUUGUAUGAUAAUCAUCUCAUUCCCUUCCCCCUCCCCUGCACGAACAAACAACCACACGACAAAAAAUAGCUGCACUUUCCCCUUCUCUUUGGUUUUCACAAUAUCGAUAUGUUUAAUGAAUUAGAUGUGUGUCUUGGAUCGGCAAAACGUGAGUGAUGGUUUGCAGUGACUGCUCCCUAUAGAGUCACUUUCUCUGCAGAGAUGAGAAUUACCCAAGUCAUCCUACCAGCAGAUAUACCCAAAUCGCUCUCUCUACUUGGAAGAAAACACGAUGCAUGGAAUGCAAUUUUGCGCACUUGCUUCUGUCUACACCUCUCGGGAGACUGGCGGGGUUCACUCUCUAAUGAAAUAUGCGAUGAUGACAUAACAGACUCAGUAACGGUCCACACACAUGGGUGAUAUAGCAAAGUGCUUUGCAUGCAUGUAUGCAUAGAAGCAACGUUGUUGUUGGGUUUGGAUUUAGCUUUCCCGCGUGCGGAAGCGGGAAGCACUUCCGCGACUCCUUCGCUCUUCUCGCCAAAGUCCACACCCUGACAAUACGUACUGGGGUGGGUUGGGGAACGAGCAGAGCAGGGCUAUAUGAUAUUUCUCGGCAGCAAUGUGCAACUGUCUUGGUGGGUGGCAUCUUGUGCGUUUGCAGUGUGUUGAUCGAGUGCAUGAGUAACCAUUGGAGCAACUAUAUGCCUACAUAUUUUUGUAGGGAAAGGAAAUGUCUGGCUUAGCUUGCCCUCGCGCGGGCGGGCGCUCUUCGCCAAAAUUCUGGAGCUAGCUACUUACCCCGUUAGAAACAACAACACCACAUCGCCAUCGCCACCCCUCCAUCUGUCAAUCCCGCGUGUCGCGACCUUGCCCACCAACCCAGCUCAGCACCGUCUGCAUAAUCCCUCGCUGGUAUACAUCACCCUUGGCAGCUGAUGGCGUGGUACGACGAAGACAGCUGGGCGACGGCCGCCUUCGCGCCUAAACUCUCCACCAUCAUAGUCGUAGGCCUCAUCACCUUCCUCGUCCCCAUUUUCCUCCACUACCUUGCCUACCGCCGCGCCGCCGCCUCCGCAAAAGCCACCAAAGGAAUCCUCCUCAUCGGCCCCAGCGGCGCCGGUAAAACCGCGUUCCUGACAACAGCGGAGCGCAAAUCCAUUGCGCAAACGCACACCUCCACCGCGCCCCUCACCAUCCGCGCUACCCUCCCUUCCCCUCACGUUCCUGCCUCAGCAGCCUUCCGCGCCCCCGGCGACCCGUCAUUCGAACGCGCCAGAUCCUUCAAUCUCACGGAUACCCCUGGCCACGGUAAACUGCGGCGCUUCGCGACUUCGAAGCUAAACGAUACACUGGGGCUCUGCGGUAUCAUCUUCGUCGUCGACGCAGCGUACAUCUCCGAAGACCCAGGACUUGUCGAGACAUCCGAAUACCUCCACGACACUCUCCUCGCUUUACAAAAACGCGCAGCUUCUUCCUCGAAAUCGGGCAGAGAGGCAAAAGAGCUUCCUGUGUUGAUCGCGGCGAACAAGCUGGAUCUGUUUACGGCGUUACCGCCGCAUCUGGCCAAGUUGCAGCUUGAGAAGGCGAUCUCCAGGGUAAGGAGGAGCAGGGCGAAGGGGUUGAAGAAUUCGGGGGCUACGUUGAGUGAAGGGGAUGAUGGGGGUGCGGAUGAGGAGAGCGAGUGGCUUGGGGAGUGGGGAGAAGGAGAGUUUGAGUUCACGCAGUUGGAGGAGGUGGGUGUGACUGUGAGUGUUGCUGGUGGGAAUCUGGUGGGAGGGGAGAAGGUGGAUGUUGAUGCAUGGUGGGAGUGGGUUGCUGAGCGGUUAUAG